UCUCCUUGGGGUCGUGGUUAGGGGCCGUGGUUAGAGGGCGUUUUUCCUGCUGUGCGACACCGAGGGGGCGUGGUUAGGGGACGUUUUACUCCCUGUCUCUGAGGGGACGUAGAGGACGUUUCUCUGUCUCCGUCACUGGGCGGGGCGUAGUUAGGGGAACUUUAACGGUGGCGUGCCUCACCGAGGGGCGUGGUAAUCGAGGGGGUGUGAUUAGGUGACGUGGCGUAAGGCCGCUGUGAGGGGCGUGGCUAGAGGGACGUUUCUCCUCUUCGUCAACCAGGGGUCGUGGUUAACGAACGAUUUUCAUUUCUCGCGUCACCGAGGGGGCGUGGCUAGGGACGUUUCUUGUUCGCGGUCUCCUGGGAGGCGUGGUUAGGGGGUCGUCUCUCAAUCUUGUCGUCACCGUGGGGCGUGGUUAGGGGCAUGGCCAUCUUGCCACUCAUCCCCGCGGCACUGCCCCCGCUCCGCCCCCCGCCGCAGCCGCAGUCGCCGCCGAGUCGUCCCUCGGAGGCCGCGGACCGCGGUGGGAACCGGAGACGGUGACACGCGCGCUGACACACUCACCGCGGGGUUUGCUCGCCUCUCCCCUCCCCCGCCAGCGCGUGCCCUCCCAUCCCCCGCCCUGUGUUCUCUAUUUGCACGUUUUUUUUUUUUUUUUUUUCUCGUCUUCUGCCGCUGCCGCCGCAGUCCUCCCUGCCAUCCGGGGCCCCCACAAUGGCCACCAACGACGGCCCGGUCCUGCCCACACACCUAUCCGAGACCCCAAGGAGGACAUCGCCUCCCAACAUGGUGGGCACACGUGACGGUGUGUGAGGAGAGGGCAUGUUUCCGUGACCCAAGCUGGACGUGGAAGGAUGGAUCAUUGGCAGCCAUGACUGACAUACCUACAGUCUGGAGUCCCUCCCUCCGGUGACACGCCCAUCACGCACACGCCACGGAGGCCACAUGCCCUGUGUGUGUGUGUGUGUCACCCUCACUGGUCUUGCUGCCCCAGAUGCCCUUGUGAACCAUGCCGCUGGUCCGAGGACCUUAUGGCCGCAGAGGCAAAUGCCGUCCGGUGUGACAGCGAUCCUGUCGAUGAGAAUGACAUUGGCUCUUGAACACAAGGCAUUAAACAUGAUGAAAGCCGUGACACUGAGGGUGACAUCAAGGGUGGUGAAAAGUGUGGUGGCAAGCAUGACAUCGGGCGCCCUGCUGGUGUGCCUAGCGGUGGCCUCCCUGGCCGCAUGUGUGUCGUGCUCCUCGCUGCCGCCCGAGGACUCUGGGGAGGGGGCGGGGCCCGUGGUGGUGAGCACGCGAUACGGGCGGCUGCGGGGCAUGCGCGUGCCCCUGCCGGGCGGCUCUCUGGGCCCCGUGGCACGCUUCCUGGGCGUGCCCUACGCCGCCCCGCCCACCGGCCCUCGCCGCUUCCAGCCGCCUGAGCCUCCCGCCCCUUGGCCCGGCGUGCGAGGGGCCGCGCGCUUCGCCCCGGUGUGCCCCCAGGACGCCGACACACGCCCCACCCCCGCCGCCAUGCUGCCCGCCUGGCUCGCCGCUGACCCCGAUGCCGUGGCUGCGCACGCGCGCGAGCAAGACGAGGACUGCCUCUACCUCAACCUGUACGUGCCGGCGGGCGUGGACACCCGCGACCCAGCCACACGCAAGCCGGUCAUGGUGUUCAUCCACGGCGACUCAUACAUGGCAGGCACGGGGAACAUGAUGGACGGCAGUGUGCUGGCGAGCUAUGGCGAUGUCAUUGUGGUCACGCUCAACUACCGGCUGGGCGCGCUCGGCUUCCUGAGUACGGGCGACCCUGCAGCGCGUGGGAACUACGGGCUGCUGGACCAGAUGCAGGCGCUUCGCUGGCUGCGUGAGAACGCGGUCGCCUUCGGCGGGGAUCCCGCCCGUGUCACGGUCUUCGGCUCAGGCGCCGGAGCCUCGUGCGUGAGCCUGCUCACGCUGUCGCACUACUCAGAAGGCCUGUUCCAGAAGGCCAUCAUCCAGAGCGGCACCGCACUGUCCAGCUGGGCUGUCAACUACCAGCCGGCGGCGUAUGCGCGCAUGCUCGGAGCCCGUGUAGGCUGCGGAGGAGACAUGACGUCGGCGACCUCGCCCCCGGACACCAUGGCGACGCCUCCCUUGACGUCCUCGGUGCACGACCCGCCCUCCCCGUCAGCUGCGCUAGUGGCCUGCCUCCGCCGCCGAGGCGCCCGCGAGCUGACCCGGGCUGCGGGUUCGGUACCCGCGUCCGCGCCCUUCCACGUGGCCUUCGGGCCAGUGAUCGAUGGUGAUGUGGUGCCUGACGACCCGCAGAUCCUCAUGGAGCAGGGUGAGUUCCUCAACUACGACAUCCUUCUGGGCGUCAACCAGGCGGAGGGCGUGGCCCUGGCCGACCCCGCCCACCCGGACGGCGGCGGCGACGUCACAGCGGAUGGCGAAGAGGAGGAGGAGGUGUCGGCUGCAGGCUUCGAACUCGCUGUUGCCGCCUUCGUGGAUGCGCUGUACGGCUACCCGGGAGGGGAUGUGGGCGUGGCCGGACUGGGCGGGGGCGUGGCCGGCUGGGGCAGUGGAGCUGGCGGGGACUCGGCCCUUCGCGAGACGGCGCGCUUCAUGUACACGGACUGGGCGGAGCGCGAGGGCGGGGCGGGGUCACGGCGCCGCGCCCUGGCGGCCAUGAUGACGGACCACCAGUGGGCGGCGCCCGCCGUGGCCACCGCGGACUUGCACGCCCGGUACGGCUCGGCCACCUACUUCUACGCCUUUGCACACCCGUGUCGGGGGGACGCGCACCCCGCCUGGGCGGCCGAAGCGGGCGCGGCUCAUGGUGACGAGCUGCCCUUCGUGUUCGGGGUCCCGAUGCUCGUGCUGGCGGCGGCCGGGGGUGGGGUUGGAGGAGUCGGAAGCGAGGGCGCGGCCGGAAGUGACGUCGCCGUGGCCACCGCCGCCAAUGCUGCCGCCCUCUUCCCGUGCAACUUCACGCGUAAUGACGUAAUGCUCAGCGCCGUCGUCAUGACGUACUGGACCAACUUCGCCAAGACGGGGGACCCCAACCGUCCGGUGCCACAGGACACCAAGUUUGCGCACACACGUCCCAACCGCUUCGAGGCAGUGGCCUGGCCAAAGUACACACCACGGGAGCGCCUCUACCUGCACGUCGGGCUGCGGCCGCGUGUGCGUGACCACUACAGAGCCACCAAGGUGGCCUUCUGGCUGGAGCUGGUGCCGCAUCUACACGGGCUGCGCGAGGCAUUUCCCUACCUGACCACACCUACCGCCGCCCCACGUGCCCAGCCUGGCCCCCGCAGGGCGUGGCCGCCCACCCGCCGGCCUGCCCCACCCUCCUCAGGGAGGCCCGCCUCUUCCUCCUCCUCCUCUGCGUCAGCUUCAUCCUCGCGGGACUCAAACCCAGGGCCAGGCGAGGCCUCGGUGCUCAUUGAGACGCGCCGUGACUACUCCACGGAGCUCAGCGUCACCAUUGCCGUGGGCGCCUCCCUUCUCUUCCUCAACAUCCUGGCCUUCGCUGCCCUCUACUACAAGAAGGACAAGCGGCGCCAUGAGACCCACCACCGAAGGAUGGCUGCUUCCGGUGGCACUUCAGGGUUCGCGUCCGGGCUCACUUCCGCUUCUGGUGCAACUUCCGGUUCGACUUCCGGGUUUGCCUCUGGUCCCACUUCUGGUUUUGCUUCUACUUCUGGUCCCACUUCCGGAUAUACUGCUGCCCACCGCCCUGGAAACGAUGCCCUGAAACGUGGGCGGGAGGAGGACCCCGGGGCAGCAGUGACAUCGCCCUCAUCCCUCGAUGCCCUGCGGCUGCCCACUGGCCCGCCAGACUACGCACUUACGCUGCGUCGUGCCCCCGACGACGCUGCACCCCUUGCUGUGCCCAGUGCCAUCACCAUGGUGCCCAAUGCGCUGGCCGGGCUCCCACCACUGCACGCCUUUGGCCACUCCACCACUCGGGUAUAGUGGGAGAUUACUCACCCUGCCCCACACGCUCGUGUCAUCAACACUGAAGAAACCGUCGCUGGGGAUCGGGCGCCCCAGAAACUGACGUUAGGACCAUGAAAAUGGCAUGGGGGACCCUUGAAAUUGCCACAGGGACCCUCAAAAUGGCAUGGGAGAUCCUAGAAACCAAGAUGGGGGAUCUGGCACCCCUAAAACUAACAUGGGGAACCUAAAAACGGCACGGGAAACCCUUGAAACUGCCAUGGGAACCCUAGAAACUGCCACAGGGUCCCUACAAACUGGCAUGGGGACUCUCGGAACUGGUGGGGGUCCUUAGAUACCAUCACAUCUAUUCUACAAACUGCCACUGGGAUCGGGGACACCAGAAACUGACAUGAGGACCCUAACAGAUGGCAUGGGGGACCCUAGAAACCACCGAGGGUGACCUCUAGAAACCGCCACACUGAUUCUCCCCCCCGCCCCCCUGCCCCGCCACCCAAGCACGCGAUGAGGAUAAGGACCGCUGGCCCGAGGUCCAGAUCUGCCGUGGAAGACCUCAGCGUGAUACCCCCGGAUUCCAGGCCCAGAAUUACCCACAGUUCCCGGGAUGCUAACCAGCCUCCCAUGGUCCCCAGAACCUCCCAUAAUUUCCCAUGAUCCCAAGAACCUCCCGUGGUCCCCGGAACCCAACAUGAUCCCCAGAACCUCCCAUGAUCCUCCAUGAUCACCUAAGAUCUCAGAACCUACCAUGAUACCCAGAAUCUCCCAGGGUACCCCAGGAUCCCAGAACCUCCCAUGAUCCUCCAUGAUCCCCCACGAUCACAGAACCGCCCAUGAUCCCCAGAACCUCUCAGAUUCCCCAUGAUCCCAAGAACCUACCGUGGUCCCCAAAACCCAACAUGAUCCCCAGAACCUCCCAUAAUUCCCAAACCUCCCAGAUCCCCCAUGAUCCCAGAACCUCCCAUGAUCCCCCACCAUUGACAGGUCCUCGGCCGCGCCCUGGCCACGCCCCCUAUAGGCCCCACCCCCAUCCCUGAUGAAAUGUGAAGAGACUGAACUGGGAUUAAAAGAAAAGUUCAAAUUUUAAAGUUUUGAAAUUUUUGAAUUUUUAAAAAAAUUUUGAAUUUGAGUCACGAGCAUCAGUGUCAUCGAGGGAGAAAGAACAGAAGCUAUUCAAUAAAAAGGUGAAUUUUUAUUUCUACGGGAAACGCCGGGAAAGCAUUUCAGAAUUUGUGGGAAGUUUCUCCGAUGUUAUGAUUCUGUGGGGGGAAAAAUUUAAAGCCGUCAAGGUUCCUGCAGUCGGUCAGGAAUUUGCCCUAAUCCGGAAACAAACAAACAACAACCCCCCCCCCCCAUGAAAAAUUUUAUUUCACUGAAAAUUGAGAAUCUUGAUUUGACCAAAACCAAGAAAUUUCCUGAUUGUAGCUGAGGAAAAGUGUGAAAUUCUGCUGGAAAAAGAAACUGGGAUUUCUCUCCCGGAGAUAACUGGACAGAAUUCGAAUUUUGAAUCAAAAUUUAAUAAAUAAAUAAAUAAAUAACAACUGGGAAAUAGAAUCCAAAGCAACGAAUUCCACGAGGGGCUGGUGGACUCAUACAACCAAAAUCGAAUUUUUUUUUUUUUUUAAAAGAAAAGUUGGAAAAAAAUUGAAACUGCAGAAGGGUCAUGUGCAAAAAGACAAAAAUAAGAAAAAAAAGUGUGUAAAUUUUUUUUAAAUAAAAAAGGAAAAUGUAAA
Meriones unguiculatus (Mongolian gerbil) is the source of this 5657-nucleotide messenger RNA. RefSeq names its product neuroligin 4 X-linked (gene Nlgn4x). Gene Ontology annotation, biological process: synaptic vesicle endocytosis; chemical synaptic transmission; modulation of chemical synaptic transmission. The record is from RefSeq and is a predicted model, not a curated record. Gene Ontology annotation, cellular component: cell surface; synapse; postsynaptic specialization membrane. Lineage: Eukaryota; Metazoa; Chordata; Mammalia; Rodentia; Muridae. Gene Ontology annotation, molecular function: signaling receptor activity; neurexin family protein binding.